Molecule: messenger RNA, 1245 nt
Organism: Schistocerca gregaria
Lineage: Eukaryota; Metazoa; Arthropoda; Insecta; Orthoptera; Acrididae
Exons: 2
Coding region: 1-1245 (414 amino acids)
Biological process (GO): sensory perception of taste
Cellular component (GO): neuronal cell body; membrane; dendrite
Source: RefSeq, a predicted model, not a curated record
AUGGUCUCCAUUAGCCAUCCGAGUCCGAAGGCUCCGCCUCUGCAGAUGUGGGGACAGAGCGCCGCCGCUAGGAGCCUGCGGCCGGUGCUGCUGCUGUCUGCUGUUUCUGGGGUUCCGCUGUGUCGCUGGCGCAGCACCCCACUCGCUACCUGCAGACGCGCCUACAGCCUAGCCGUCACGAUGGGGGUUCUCUACCUAGGUUUCAGAGCACUCCAGAAUGCUGUUUUCGUUGCCAGUGACAAAUUUUGGCACCGCAUUACAGUGCCAGGUAUCGUCAUCAGCACAUUGAUGACUGUCAUGACAGCUGGCUCCAUCCUUGUCUUGCUCAGUCAAUGCAAGAAAUCAUUUGUGGAAUUCAUUGAUGACAUAGAACACAUGGACACAUUACUCGGGCGUUUCCCACAGCGAUGUGAUGUGAAAGUAAGACUUUUCCUGACUGUAAUGCCAGCAUUCAUUCUUACUCUUUCGAUUGCUGCCGUCACUCAGUGUCUGUAUUAUCGAGAUAAUUACUUCUUAGCUACCACCAUUGACAAUUUCAUUAUAUUUGUGAUCUUGCUACAGUUCUUAUCACUUUGUUUGAUACUAGGACAAAAAUUUAAAUCAGUUAAUCAAUCAAUGACGGCCGAUAUCCGUUAUGAAUUCAUGGAGAAAGGAUCACAAGAUUUAAUAACCCUGCUGCGUAGAUAUAACGCUCAUUCUUUUUUCACAGUGAACCAGUUACGGCCUACAAACCAAAUCUUAACAUCCUUAAGUGAUCGAAUUGUUAAGAUUCAAGUAUUUCACUUGAAGUUAAGAAAAUUAGCUUCAUCUUUAAAUGAUGUAUAUGGCCCAAUUCUUACAAUGCUUGUAAUACAGAAUCUCGCAGUUACCAUAGAGUGUGUAACCUACGUCAUUAUAUUUGUUUCGUAUAACGUUAAUGUGCGAACGGUAGAAAAAGUAACUUGUUUACUCAGUAUAGCUGUAUUAGUCCUACAAAUAGCGUCUCUUGUGACUAUAUGCCAGUCCACAUCUUCAGAAGCAAAGAGAACAGCAACACUCGCUGAAGAUUUGUCCACGUUGAAUGUUGCAGGUGGCGGCAGCGAACAGCUGACACGGCAGCUGCGGCAGCUGUCGCACCAGGUGCGCCACAGCCCCGUCUCCUUCAGCGCGUGCUCCCUGUUCAUGGUGGAUGGCCGGCUGCUCACAGGAUACGUGGCUGCAGUUGUCACGUACGCCAUCAUCCUGAUGCAGUUCACUGUGGAGUAG